Molecule: messenger RNA, 1051 nt
Organism: Phaedon cochleariae (mustard beetle)
Lineage: Eukaryota; Metazoa; Arthropoda; Insecta; Coleoptera; Chrysomelidae
Source: the annotation of a GenBank genome assembly
UUCAUAUGGCACGCUGUGAGUAGGCGAUAAACGUGCUCCUAGUUAAAUCUAUUAAAUAUCCAGUAUCUCACCGAAUUGAAUUCUAAAAAAUUGCAGACGGUAUAAUAAAGUGUCAUUCUACAAGAUUGUGAAGUGGAAAUACAGGAAAAAUGGUUCUAACUCGAGAAGUUUGUGAAGAAAUCAAGAAUAAUAUUAAUAAUGCAUUGGGAAAAUGUAUGAGCGAUCAAGCAUUCAUAAAAACAUUAGCAGAUAAUGUUUCCGAAGCAGUCACAAAAACCGUCAACAAAAAACUUCAGAUUCUAGAACAAAAAAUUAAUGACUUAAAAACCAAUUUACAAGAAAUGAAAGCUGAUACAGACGCAAAAAUUGAUAUACUGGAUGUCCAACUCAAGAAAAUGAAUGGUGAGAAUGAAUCACUUGUGCGAAAUUAUGAUUACAUGGAACAAAACAUGAAGAGAAAUAACCUGAGAAUCUUCAACUUCCAAGAAAAGUCGAAUGAAAAUACGAGGCAGGAAAUUAUGACGUUGCUGAACUCUAAACUCAAUUGCAAUAUAAAAGAUCAGGACAUAGAAUUAUGCUAUAGGAUUGGAAAAACAGAUAAUUCAACAAAUACUAAAAAGGCUAGAGGUAUUCUCCUGAAAUUGAAAGACUAUGAAAUUAGGCAAACAAUCUACCAUGCCAAAAAAAUGCUGAAAGGUACGGGGGUUAUUAUAAGAGAAGAUCUCACAAAAAUACGCAUGGAAUUAAUGACCAUGGCCAUUGAGAGAACAUCGGUGAAGAACGUAUGGACAGAAGCCGGCAAAAUUUUUGUAAAUGUUAAUGGGAAAAUUCAUAUAGUUACAGCUAUGAGAGACUUCAAACAAGUAUUCAAUAUGUAAUAUUUCAAAAUACUAGGGGCUGCGUUUCAGCUAUCUGCAAAGCUUAUUUCAUCAAUAAUUAUAUUAGUUUUUUUGCUGAUAGUUAUUGAUAUUUGUUAAUUUUUCAUUAUCUUCUUGUUUCGUUUUUUAUAGUGUUUUUGUUGAAAACAUCUCAAUUUCAGUUUGAAAUAAAU